GUCCCGGGACUCGCUGCCAUGGCCCCCGCCAACUCCUCCCGCAACUUCUCCGCUCCGGAGGCUCGGAACGGCUCAGCAGAGAAGCCAGUACCAUACACCAACGUGAUCAUGCCCAGUCUCUUCAGCAUCAUCUGCUUCUUGGGCAUUGUGGGGAACCUCAUUGUCAUCUACACUAUCAUUAAGAAGAAGAAGCUGAGGUGCAAACAGACCGUGCCCGACAUUUUCAUCUUCAACCUCUCCAUUGUGGACCUCCUCUUCCUCCUGGGCAUGCCCUUCCUCAUCCACCAGCUCCUAGGCAAUGGCUCGUGGUACUUUGGAGCUCCCCUGUGCACCAUCAUCACCGCCCUGGACAUGAACAGCCAGAUCACCAGCACCAACAUCCUCACGGUGAUGACGCUGGACCGCUACCUGGCCACUGUUUACCCCCUAAAAUCUACCUACGUCCGGACCCCGUGCGUGGCAGCUCUAGUUAUCUGCUUGGUGUGGCUCCUCUCCUUCCUGACCAUCAUUCCCGUGUGGAUGUACGCGGGUCUCAUGCCCCUGGAGGACGGGACCGUCCGCUGUGCCCUCUUGCUUCCCAACCCAGAGACUGAUAUCUACUGGUUCACGCUCUAUCAGUUCACGCUGGCAUUUGCUGUGCCCUUGAUCAUCAUCUGUGUGGUGUAUUUUAAGAUCCUCCAGCACAUGGCCACCACCGUGGUCCCGCUGCCCCAGAGGAGUCUCCGGGCACGUACAAAGAAGGUGACCCGCAUGGCAGUUGCCAUCUGUUCCGCCUUUUUUAUUUGCUGGGCUCCCUUCUACAUCCUCCAGCUGGUUCACCUCGGCAUUGACACGCCAUCCAUGGCCUUCUUUUACGCCUACAACUUUGCCAUUAGCUUGGGCUACGCCAACAGCUGCCUCAACCCCUUCCUCUACAUCGCCCUCAGCGAGACCUUCAAGCGCCAGUUCUUGGUGGCCAUCCGCCCUGCAAAAGAGCCCUGUCGCAACAGCAGCUCUGCCAACAACAACAGCAUGACAGAGGCCAGCGUGUGUCUGAAACUGGCACCAGAAUCCACCCAGCAGACUCAGUUCCUGGAGGACUUUUCCCCACGGUCACCGCGGGUCACUGUGGCUGUUCACUAGGGCGCUCUGAAGCGCCCACAGCUCAAAGACUUCAGGUCUGUAGGUGGAUGAAGAAGGCAGCAGCUUCAGGCAGCUCUUGGAGAAGCACAUGGACAAGAGAUUUCCACCUCCAAGAGCCCAGAUGUCUCCCUUUCUCACUGCAGGGCUCUGCUCCUACACUGCCCCCAGCCUACAAGACGCUGGGUACUGCUGCUGCUUUCCACUGUGCAUGGGAGGACUCUGUCACCACUGGGCCCCCAAAGAGGAUGAAUGGAAAAGAGAUAAAGGACAAAGAGGAUUUCCAAGGGGAAUAUUCACCCUGGAAGAGUAAAACCCCCUAUCAACACUGCCCAGUGAUGCCUCUUGGCCCGACUGGGGUUCCUAAGCAGCUUGUCAAUAGAGCGUCUUCAUUCAGAACUUGAGCCUUUGAAUCACAACGUCAUGUAUUUAUAAGAAAUCUGCAAACUUUGAUGGCUGUGCUGAUAUCCCAGAAGCACACAGCAGACAGAGAUCUUGGGGUCAGAAGUCUCACCCAGACUUGGCCUUUCGGUCCAGUUCUGUCUGCCUCCGGUGGGCUGUAUUGUUUGGCAAGCAAGACGCUUUCAAGAAUUGGUUCAUUUUGAUGCUAAUUCUAAAUAUUUCAAGCAAAAUCAGGCAGAUAAUAAUCGCACUGCUUCAAGGGACUGCGAAAAAUUCUCAAAACUACUGCUGCUAACACCAGCUUUGUUGCUUUUCACGCCAAUGAGCAGAUUUUCACGUUUUCAUUUCCUCAUGCUGCUCUUGUGCCUCACAGUCUGCAUGGCCUUGGGGGAACCCCACACAGAGGGUUUUAGACAGGACUAAGAAACACAACGUGCAGAGCUCUGCGGAGCGAGGAGCUGUGAAAGAGCAGCUCAGGGAGAGCAGAGUUGCUCACGCAGCUUCCUCAAAAUAACAAACGCUUUACACGAAGUUAAGAGAGGGAAAAUUAAAUGCCUGUGUGUUGUAUACGCAGCUUUAACAGUUGGAGGUUAGGAAAUAACCUCGCUCAUUGUAAAGACUGGAGAAAAGACAGCACAGAUCAGCUAAAAGCAGGGAUUACACCAACAGCCUGUGCCGGGCUCUGUGGGGACACACAUUGUUCAGCACUUUGUCAAACAUGAAGGAACUGGUUACUGUAGAUGGAUUUACUAUAAAGAAUUAAAAACAUCAAACAGUUCAAAGGAAUUUGUUACCAUGCUUAUGGUCUCAACAGCAGCAGCCACCCACGAUACACCCAGAACAG
Empidonax traillii (willow flycatcher) is the source of this 2365-nucleotide messenger RNA. Its product is annotated as melanin-concentrating hormone receptor 1-like. The record is from RefSeq and is a predicted model, not a curated record. Gene Ontology annotation, cellular component: neuron projection; membrane. Gene Ontology annotation, molecular function: melanin-concentrating hormone receptor activity; neuropeptide binding. Bases 19 to 1122 code for a protein of 367 amino acids. Gene Ontology annotation, biological process: neuropeptide signaling pathway. NCBI's taxonomy places the organism in Eukaryota, Metazoa, Chordata, Aves, Passeriformes, Tyrannidae. The transcript has 2 exons.